Messenger RNA from Cavia porcellus (domestic guinea pig), 1135 nucleotides. It is a transcript of the gene Rhoc, whose product is annotated as ras homolog family member C. Gene Ontology annotation, molecular function: GTPase activity; GTP binding; protein kinase binding. Gene Ontology annotation, biological process: small GTPase-mediated signal transduction. The transcript is spliced from 5 exons. Gene Ontology annotation, cellular component: cytosol. The record is from RefSeq and is a predicted model, not a curated record. NCBI's taxonomy places the organism in Eukaryota, Metazoa, Chordata, Mammalia, Rodentia, Caviidae. Bases 144 to 725 code for a protein of 193 amino acids.
CCAGGGGCCGCCCGCCGACCCUCCCCCUCGGUCGCCCCGCCCUUCCCGCCGUGGCGCUGAGGAGGGCGGGGAGGCCCCUCGGGUCAGUCUCAGCCUCCGGCACCGGCGGCGCAGCUGGAGGCGGUGGAGCCGGAGACCCAGCCAUGGCUGCAAUUCGAAAGAAGCUGGUGAUUGUAGGGGAUGGUGCCUGUGGGAAGACCUGCCUCCUCAUCGUCUUCAGUAAGGAUCAGUUUCCAGAGGUCUAUGUCCCAACGGUCUUCGAGAAUUAUAUUGCGGACAUAGAGGUGGAUGGGAAGCAGGUGGAGCUGGCUCUGUGGGACACUGCAGGGCAGGAAGACUAUGAUCGUCUGCGGCCUCUCUCCUACCCGGACACUGAUGUCAUCCUCAUGUGCUUCUCCAUCGACAGCCCGGAUAGCCUGGAAAACAUUCCUGAGAAGUGGACCCCGGAGGUGAAGCACUUCUGCCCUAAUGUGCCCAUUAUCUUAGUGGGCAAUAAGAAGGACCUGAGACAAGAUGAGCACACCAGGAGAGAGCUGGCCAAGAUGAAGCAGGAGCCUGUUCGAUCUGAAGAAGGCCGGGACAUGGCGAAUCGGAUUAGUGCCUUUGGCUACCUUGAGUGCUCAGCCAAGACUAAGGAGGGGGUUCGGGAGGUAUUUGAGAUGGCCACUCGGGCUGGCCUCCAGGUCCGCAAGAAUAAGCGCCGGAGGGGGUGCCCCAUUCUGUGAGAUCCCGCUGCCUCCAGUUUGCCCCCACUUCACAAGGGUAUAUAAAUAACCCACCCACCUGACCUACACCCUUAGGAUUCCGAGCUGAAGGCACUCUUUUUCAGUUUCCUCUUGCCCAGGACUGCACUGAGUUUCCCAGCCCUGAGGUAGUGGUGGGCCCUCCCUUCCUCCCUCUGGGAACCAGGCCUGUGCCCUGUCCUUCCUGAGCAGAGGUCCUGCCCCUGCUGCCUUGGUCCAGAGGUGGGGUUCCUGCUCCGUUUGGCCUUCCCCAGAGAACAGUCACACACCAGCACUUUAUACACUUCUGGCCCCUAAAAGCAGGUCUAAAGUAGGAGAUAGGUUUCUGCUCUGGACAGAGGCCUUUGUGAUUUCCCUUGGUGGGGGGCAUGAAUAAAAGUUGCAGGUUCCAA